AUGUUGCACACUUUGUACGGCAAUUCGCUGCGAUGUAACUGCAAUUUCUUUAUUGAGUAUUUUGCGCUCGAUCUUUUGAUGGACAAAGGCCGAUGUAUCGGUGUGAUCGCAAUGUGUCUCGAAGAUGGAACAAUUCAUCGCUUCUGCUCAAAACGAACGAUUAUCGCGACCGGUGGCUAUGGACGUGCGUACUUCAGUUGUACAACGGCACACAUGAAUACAGGCGAUGGCACGGCAAUAGCCACUCGAGCCGGAGUCGCAUUGGAGGAUAUGGAAUUCAUUCAGUUUCAUCCAACUGGAAUCUACGGAGUGGGAUGUUUGAUCACUGAAGGAUCCAGAGGUGAGGGUGGUUAUUUGGUGAACAGUAAGGGUGAGCGAUUUAUGGAAAAGUACGCACCGAAUGCCAAAGAUCUAGCAUCACGUGAUGUUGUUUCUCGAGCUGAAACUAUCGAAAUCAUGGAGGGUCGUGGCGUCGGCCCUGAGAAGGAUCAUAUCUUUUUGCAGCUGCACCAUCUGCCUGCACAACAAAUUCAUCAGCGAAUCUCGGAAACAGCGAAGAUAUUCGCUGGAGUUGAUGUAACGAAGGAACCAAUCCCGGUUAUACCAACAGUUCACUACAAUAUGGGUGGUAUUCCGACCAACUAUAAGGCGCAAGUGAUAACGUACACGAAGGAAGGUGGCGAUAAGAUAAUUCCUGGUUUAUACGCUUGUGGUGAGUGUGCCUGUCACUCCGUGCACGGUGCGAAUCGUCUGGGUGCAAAUUCAAUUCUCGAUGCAGCUGUCUUCGGACGUGCUUGCUCGAUUAACAUCCGAGAUGAGUUGAAACCUGACGAGCGGAUGCCAACACUGCCAGAUGGUGCAGGUGAGGCGUCCAUAGCGAAUCUGGACGCGAUGCGCUAUGCAAAGGGCGAUGUGCCGACCGCUGAGCUCAGGCUUCGUAUGCAAAAAACAAUGCAAAGACAUGCUGGUGUCUUUAGACGAGGCGAUAUC
Messenger RNA from Anisakis simplex (herring worm), 990 nucleotides. The record is from the annotation of a GenBank genome assembly. Lineage: Eukaryota; Metazoa; Nematoda; Chromadorea; Rhabditida; Anisakidae.